This is a messenger RNA of Magnolia sinica, 1209 nucleotides long. RefSeq lists its product as uncharacterized. The record is from RefSeq and is a predicted model, not a curated record. Bases 154 to 519 code for a protein of 121 amino acids. The transcript is spliced from 4 exons. NCBI's taxonomy places the organism in Eukaryota, Viridiplantae, Streptophyta, Magnoliopsida, Magnoliales, Magnoliaceae.
CUGGACAUAUAUUUUAUCAUUUCAAAUGCAUGUAAUGAUAUCCUGUUAAUGGGUGAUUUUGGCAGGUAUGCUAUUGAUACAAUGCGCUCUAGGUUGACAAGGAACUUAUUAUUUUAGAGCAGCUGCAGCGUGAAACAAUGACAGUGGCUGGAGAUGGCGGUUUGUGCAGUUGACUGGCAUAUUUGGGCUACCGAGGCUUCUAUUUCUAAUGGAGAAAAUUUUCAAACUCUGGUAGUGUGCUGGAUGAUACACAGGUACUUAGAAAUUGCAAGUCGACAGGUGUUUGAUGGAAUGCCUGUGAAGAUUUUUAUCUUGUGGAAUUGCAGUUAUCAUCAAACACAAGCUGCAGCUGUUGUUUCUCCUUUAGUUCCAACCAGCUUCUUUCUAGCUCCUCCUCAGAUGGCAACACAAGGUGGGGCCCUUUACUCCCAAUUGUCUGUAAUGCCACUGAAAUCUAAUCUGAUAGCUCCCUUUGUAUCAUGGAAGCUCUUACAAGAUCACAACACGGUGAAGGAGUGAUGCCAGAGUUGAAGAGCCCAGAGUUAUUAGAGAGCAGCCUUUAUAGGUACAGUCGUGAGGUGAUAGCUUCACGAGACGGUCCAUCUUCGACUGUAUGAUCGCCAGUUCGAUCUCGGUUUUCUUCUGGAGACGUACGGCCUACCUGCAGUACAAGUGGCAUUUACUGGAAGACCCGGAAUCGUACUCGGUUUUCAUUGAUAGAAGGGCUGUGAACAACAGAACCUCAAUUCGAGCCGUUUUGGAAGGGCUAGGAGAGGAAAGAGUGAAGAGGAUGAAGGAUAAGAUAGUCGAGUAUAUACCAAAGUUUGUGUACACCGCCCCCAAAGAGGGGUUGGCCGGUAUGAAGGAUGUGUUUGAUGUUUCCCUUGAAGGGGAAUUGAGAAGAUUCCAAGAGCAGAGAAGGACAUAAAUGGAAUUAAAAAAUUGGGAAUGGGAGAUCUUGUAUGUUGUAUUUUGUACUUAUCUUGGGUGGGGUAUAUUGAUGGAGGGACAGGAUAUUGAAGUAGAUCGGUGGACGGUUGGAUGGAUGUGGUUGGUGGAUUUUAUAUUGAUUGGUUAGCUGCAGAGACAGUUAUUAGUUGCUACCACAGUCUCUGUGGUUAAAGAUUAUUAUGUGUGUGAAUCAUUCUAUUGUCCUUUUCUUCUAUUUGUGUAAUUAUCUAGCAUAUAAUACAAGUAGAUUACAUACCC